AUGACCUCCCUCACCCUCCGCACGGGUCCCCAGUCCCCGAAUCGCACGACCUCAUCCUACUCAGGCUUCGCCCUGCCCUCCUCCCCCUCCUCGGGCGCGCCCUCCGACGCAGACGGCAAUGACGACGACGGCGACGACACGCCGCUGCCCUUCCCCACCGCCCUCUCCCGCCGCGACUUCCUGGCGCCCGACUUCCGCGCCGCCGAGUUCCUCUCCUCGCUCUUCCCCUCGGGCAGCGACACGACCGCCGCCCACCGGCACCAGACGCUCGAGGACCUGCGCGCCGAGCUGCGCGACCGCGGCGCCGCCAUCGGCGCCGAGCUGCUCGAGCUCGUCAACGCCAACUACACGAGCUUCCUGGGCCUCGGGGACGAGCUCAAGGGCGGCGAGGACCGCGUCGAGGACGUGCGCGUCGCGCUGCUCGGCUUCCGCCGCGGCGUCGAGGACGUGCAGGCCCGGGUCCGCGCCCGCAGGGUCGAGGUCGCCGAGGCCUGCCGCGAGCUGGCCGGCGUGCGGGCGGCCGUGGAGCUCGGGCGGCGGAUGCUAGAGCUCGACGAGCGGGUGGGCCUGCUCGAGGGCCGGCUGGCGUUGGCGAGCUUGCCGUCCAACAAGGAGGUGAACAAGAAGGGUGGCGAAGACGGAGGCAGUGGUGUUAAUGGCGGGUUUGAUGUGGAGGAGAGUGACGAUGAUGACGAGGAGGAUGAGGAAGGGCAGGAUAUGCCUGAUGGUGUGAAUGGGCACAAGAUGUUUGUGGCGAGCAGCCCGACCAAGUUGCUCGAUCUGGCAAAGGAUUUGAUGCUGGCUGAGCAGCUGGUCGAUAGCAUUGGACGGGAUGUCCCGUUUGUCAAGAAGAUGCAGGAGAGACUGAUACGGUGCCGGAAUACCAUACUGCUGGACCUCAAGACGGCAGUCAAGGAAGCAAAGUCUGCUGCUGGAACGGCAGGCCAGACAAGGACGCUCAAACUGCUUGCCAUCUAUCGGCUGAUCAACGCCGAGGCAGAGGCGGUUCAAGUCUUGCGAGAAAAGUAA
Thyridium curvatum is the source of this 1029-nucleotide messenger RNA. RefSeq lists its product as uncharacterized. Gene Ontology annotation, cellular component: COG complex; membrane. The coding region runs from base 1 to 1029 and encodes 342 amino acids. Lineage: Eukaryota; Fungi; Ascomycota; Sordariomycetes; Thyridiales; Thyridiaceae. The transcript has a single exon. Gene Ontology annotation, biological process: Golgi organization; intra-Golgi vesicle-mediated transport; protein transport. The record is from RefSeq and is a predicted model, not a curated record.